This is a messenger RNA of Penaeus vannamei (Pacific white shrimp), 1458 nucleotides long. Its product is annotated as nuclease EXOG, mitochondrial. Gene Ontology annotation, cellular component: mitochondrial inner membrane; nucleus. The record is from RefSeq and is a predicted model, not a curated record. Gene Ontology annotation, biological process: apoptotic DNA fragmentation. NCBI's taxonomy places the organism in Eukaryota, Metazoa, Arthropoda, Malacostraca, Decapoda, Penaeidae. Gene Ontology annotation, molecular function: RNA endonuclease activity; single-stranded DNA endonuclease activity; nucleic acid binding.
CACGCUCUAUCGCCUCUCCGUUGCUCGAGACGGUCACACAGUCGGCGGCAGGCGAGUUCCUGACGCUUUACCAACAGAUUAAAAGAAAAGUAAUAUUAAUAAGAUACACUCGCUGAUUUUAAUCCCGCCGUCAGUGUUUCCCGAGAAUGAGCUUCGCCAGGGGUGUGGUGGUAGGGUGUCUUGCCACGGCGGGCCUAGUCACCCUUCCUAAGGUACUUGAAGGGUAUGGAACGUUCUUGCCUUCUGCUGCUUCUCCUCCACGUGUUGAGUCUCCUGAGGAAGUCCAGGCUGCAGCUGAGAAGUUAAAAGAAGCAGAAAUACUUGCAUAUGGCAAGCCUGAAGGAGGACGUAUCAAAAGAAUACUUGGAAACCAUGUUUUGGAAUAUGACUGCAGCCACAAAAUUCCAGUUUGGGUGGCACAGCAUCUCACUGCAUCAUCACUUAAGGGAGAAGCUGACAGGAGGUUUUCGGAAUUCAGGAGUGAUCCGCAGAUUCCUCCCAUGUUCUCAGCACAAAAUGCAGACUAUCGAGGAUCUGGGUGGAGCCGAGGCCAUAUGGCCCCAGCUGGAGAUAACAAGUUAUCACAGGAUGCGAUGAAUAAUACAUUCUACCUCUCAAACAUUUUGCCACAAGACAUCCAGAACAAUGGAGGGUUUUGGAACAGGAUGGAAAUCUACUGCCGAGACCUGACAAAGUCCUUUGAUGAUGUGUGGGUCACUUCAGGUCCCCUGUUCCUUCCUACCAAAGGAGAGGAUGGAAAGAAGUCUGUCACAUAUCAGGUCAUUGGUGAAAAUGAGGUAUCUGUUCCUUCACACCUGUACAAAGUAAUCAUUGCUAAGAAGAAUGACCAGCUUGUUACCGGAUCUUUUGUUGUUCCCAACAAGCCUAUCGGAUAUUCCCAUCACCUGAAGGAGUUUCAGGUUCCUAUGGAAUAUGUGGAGAAAAAAGCUGGUGUUCGUUUCCAUUCUAGCCUGGAAAGGUCACAGGCAGAAAACUUAUGUGAAGUAACAGGCUGUAAUAUGAUGACCAAAGCUGAGCUUGAUCAGUAUAUUUUCCUAAGGAGACUCAGGCGGGCUAAUAACCUCAAGAAACUAGAAAAAAUCUGGAAGGAAAUUCAGGAAAAGGAAGUCCCCAUCAAUGCAGCACUAACAGAAGUGUACCAGAAGUAUUCAGUCGAAUUUGCAAAAGCGCAAACUUGUCCAGUAGAUCAGAAGCAAGAACCAAAGAAAUCUGAUAUAGCCUGUGAUAAUAGUGAUGUUAAAAAAGCUGCCAGUUCAGGAGGAUAAUUUUGUCACAUUAAGAUAUUAGGUGUUGAAAAUUGUGCCCAAAUUUAUCCUUUUCAGUAAAAUUUAAAGAAAUUUGUUGACACAUCUUUUACACAAUGAUUAACAGUAUUGCAUUGAUAAAUUGAGUAUGACUUUUCAAUUCAGAUCACUUCUAAUAAAGAAAAAAUGCAAA